Messenger RNA from Chlorocebus sabaeus (green monkey), 561 nucleotides. It is a transcript of the gene SNRPE, whose product is annotated as small nuclear ribonucleoprotein polypeptide E. Gene Ontology annotation, biological process: mRNA splicing, via spliceosome. Gene Ontology annotation, cellular component: spliceosomal complex. The record is from RefSeq and is a predicted model, not a curated record. Gene Ontology annotation, molecular function: RNA binding. Lineage: Eukaryota; Metazoa; Chordata; Mammalia; Primates; Cercopithecidae.
CGGUUCUUUAUUCCGGAAAUUGCUCUCAGAGGCAGCGUGAGGUUGUGCUCUUUGUGAAAUUUCACCAUGGCGUACCGUGGCCAGGGCCAGAAAGUGCAGAAGGUUAUGGUGCAGCCCAUCGUAUCCUACGCAGGAUGUCAGGACUAGGAGCCACUGUGGUGCAGAACCUCAUCUUCAGAUACUUACAAAAUAGAUCGCGGAUUCAGGUGUGGCUCUACGAGCAAGUGAAUAUGCGGAUAGAAGGCUGUAUCAUUGGUUUUGAUGAAUAUAUGAACCUUGUAUUAGAUGAUGCAGAAGAGAUUCAUUCUAAAACAAAGUCAAGAAAACAACUGGGUCGGAUCAUGCUGAAAGGAGAUAAUAUUACUCUGCUACAAAGUGUCUCCAACUAGAAAUGAUCAAUGAAGUGAGAAAUUGUUGAGAAGAAUACAGUUUGUUUUUAGAUGUCCUUUGUCUAAUAUGAACAUUUAUUCAUAUUGUUUUGAUUACCCUUGUGUUAUACAAGAUGGCAAUAAAUGCUGUGGGAUUGUUUGUAUUAAAAAAUUUACAUUGCUUCUUCCUAUU